CGACUGCCGCAUGAUUCCGCGGCUCCGACGCGCCACUGGCUGUCAACAGCGGCUGGCGAAGCCAUUCGCUUCUACCCAUGCGGCGAACACCUUCGGGGAGGAUAGUCUAACAUACGGUGUUAACUUGAAGUGUCAUUUUAUUGAAAUCUCGUAACACCCAAUUUUUGGGAAAAUUCAUAAGUAAUCAUGGAGAUUGACAAGAGAUUGUUGAACGUUCUGGUCCUAAGUUUUGGAUUUAUGCUGGUGUUUACCGCAUUCCAAACAAUGGGAAACAUUGAGAAAACCAUUCUGGACAGCAUAGCAAAGGAUGACAAGUCGUUCAACGGCAAUGCCUACACAAGUUUAGCGAUAAUCUAUGCAGCAUUGGCAAUCUGCAACUGGCUAGCCCCAUCCUUCAUCUCAAUGACGGGCCCAAGAAUAGCUAUUUUCGUAGGCUCCUGCUGUUAUGCAUUUUUCAUAGCAACAUUCCUUCUCCCAAGCUCAGGUUUACUCUACACAGCCUCGGCGAUUCUCGGUUUCGGAGGUUCCUUAGUAUGGACUGGUCAUGGCCAGUAUCUCACCGAGAACAGUGAUUCGGAAACCAUGUCCCGGAACUCGGGCCUCUUCUGGGCCAUCUUUCAGUCAUCUAUGUUCACUGGAAAUUUAUUCGUGUACUUUAUGUUCACGGAUCCCGAGAUCGACGGCCCAACGAGGAAGAUUGUCUUCUGGGUUCUGACUAGUCUCGCAAUAGUUGGAGUAGCAGUGUUAUCGAUCCUCCGGAAGCCCCCACAGAAGCUGUCCCUUGGAGAAGCCGAAGGUGUCUCCAGUCAUGACAAAGAACUGGCAAUGCCGGAACCCCGACGUCAAGCCGGCUGUGCUGCAGCUUGGAGUGCGUUCAGGGAUGCUCUCAGCCUAUGUAUCACUCCAAAGAUGCUCCUACUGUCAUUGACAUUUAUUUAUACUGGUUUGGGAUUGACAUUCUUCUCGGGAAUUUAUUCAUCAAGCAUCGGCUUCACCGAGGCCAUGGGCGAGAAACGGAAGAGUCUCGUUGGCCUCUCAGGUAUUUGCAUUGGAGUGGGAGAAGUUCUUGGUGGUGCAAUCUUUGGAAUGCUUGCGUCAAGAGGUCCAGGUGCUCUUGGAAAAUGCACAGGAUGGCCAGUAGUGGUGAUUGGAUUUUUUAUUACGCUAUUUGCGUACAUAUCUGCAUUCCUCAAUCUUCCCAACAGUUCGCCAUUCAAGGACACCAAUGAAGAAGCCUACAUGGUUCCGUCACCAGUACUCGCGAUGGCAGGAAGUUUGACAUUGGGUUUCGGUGAUGCCUGCUACAAUACUCAGAUUUACUCGUUACUUGGGGUGAUAUACGCUAAAGACAGCGCUCCAGCUUUCGCGUUAUUCAAGUUCACUCAGUCGGUGGCUGCGGCCAUCAGUUUUGUAUAUAGUAAUCAUGUGGGUCUCCAUGGACAGCUAUCUAUUCUCCUUGUGUCCAUGGUACUUGGAACUGUAGCGUUCACCUACAUCGAGAGAAGGUACUCGAGAAAGAAGCUAGAACCUGCGGAGGGCGAGCCCAGGUUAGCGGAAAGUGUCAGUGCUGAGGAGUGAGUGACACCAUCAGUCAUGGCAAUUAUGAGAGAGAUUGUGGAUUCGUAAUGGAAAUUCGAACGUUUUAGGACGCCUGGUGGAAUGAGGUAGUAAGGCCAAUAACCCGGAGCUUAUGUAGCCAAGGUGAACAUAUCAGAAGUGCAGUAAAAGUUUGCUUUUUGAAACAGUUUAAGGUGUGUAAAGUUCAAGAUCGUUCGGCAUGCGAAGCUCUUGCAUCAAGGAUUGAGCUUUGCUGUACCCAUCGACCGUUGAACUCUACGCACUUCAUCCACAGAACGAUCUUCAAGAGCCACUUGAGGAAAAGUGGAUCUUGUCUUCUUAUUUCAUUCCACUCGUGCUUUGCCCAUUGUUGACAACAAUGUUGAUUUAUGACAUUUUUGACGAUAAUGUUAAGGCAUUCAGCACGGUUCACCUUGAUGACCAAAGCCUAAUCAAAGUGUGUCAGGAGAAUUCUAUAAUGCAAUUCGAUAAAAUAAAAAAAAUGUGCAAUCGCGAUGGACUAUUGCAAUCCCCUGAGACUGUACUUCCCCGGAUAUUAUCAAUUGAUUGUAUAUAAGUUGGAUAAAAUUUUCAAACGAUAGCAGCGUACCUGAAAACAUUACGCUUGAACGCAUUUUAGGAAUAUUUUUUUUUAUAUUCACACAUUUCAUAUCUUUUUAUCCCCUCCCAUUCGCGCACUUCAAUUUUAUCGCAUUCGUCUCUGCAUUUCAGUGGCCGCGGCUAGUCCAACGCACCUUAUCGAUUUAUAUCAUUGUGACUGAUCUGCAUCCGACAAUUCUGAUUAACUAAAUUGACAGAUUUAUUAUUUUCCCCAUAAUGAGGGCAUGGACGUUGUUGAUGAUAUUGUUGAAUAAAAUAUGAAAUAUUUGUAUAUAAA
Molecule: messenger RNA, 2455 nt
Organism: Diachasmimorpha longicaudata
Lineage: Eukaryota; Metazoa; Arthropoda; Insecta; Hymenoptera; Braconidae
Product: UNC93-like protein MFSD11
Exons: 2
Coding region: 187-1578 (463 amino acids)
Source: RefSeq, a predicted model, not a curated record